This is a messenger RNA of Onthophagus taurus, 1971 nucleotides long. It is a transcript of the gene ENGase, whose product is annotated as cytosolic endo-beta-N-acetylglucosaminidase. Gene Ontology annotation, molecular function: mannosyl-glycoprotein endo-beta-N-acetylglucosaminidase activity. The record is from RefSeq and is a predicted model, not a curated record. Gene Ontology annotation, biological process: protein deglycosylation. Gene Ontology annotation, cellular component: cytoplasm. NCBI's taxonomy places the organism in Eukaryota, Metazoa, Arthropoda, Insecta, Coleoptera, Scarabaeidae.
AUGUUAGUGACAGCAAAAUCAAAACAUAACCUAAAAAUGUAAAAAAACAUCUAAAGACCCUUAUCUUAUCUCAUUUUAUUAGAAUAAAAUGUAAAACCGACCGAUUCUAAUUGCAACUUUCAGCUUAUCACCUCAUUUGAAUAUCUACGCUGAAUUUCCUGUAUGCAUUUCCUCAUGUCCGAGUUACCAAACGAUGUUGAUUCGCAUCAAAAUAAAGAAACUUUAAUUAAAUCGGAUCACUCUGAAAAUAAUUUACGAGAAGAUAAAAAUGAUUUUAAUGACGUUCAAGACGUAAAUAAUAAAGAUUUAAAUGUUUGUGAGCCGAUUUAUACUCUAGAAGGGUUGUAUGAGACAUUAAAAAAGCCUCCAAUGUGGGUGCAAAAUACGAUUCCAUUAAAAGAAGGGGGUAAAUGUGUUAUUUUGAAUGAAAAGGAUGAUUGCCAUGUUCUCGAGGAUAAAUUUGAAGCGAAAGAAAGAAUUAAUAGGGAUGAAACCCCCAAAGUUUUAAUUUGCCACGAUAUGAUGGGGGGAUAUCUCCAUGAUAAAUAUAUAAACGGGGUAAAUGAAGGAAAUGGAUUUACGUUUCACCGUUGGGCAACAACGGAUAUAUUUUGCUACUUCAGCCAUCAUUUCAUUACAAUCCCAACUUUACCAUGGAUAAACGUUGCUCAUCGUUUUGGUACGGCUGUAAUUGGAACAAUUAUAACCGAAUUUACACGAGGAAAAGCAUUAUGUGAUCAAUUCCUUAAAAGUGAGGCUACUUACAAACAAUUUGCUGACGCCCUCGUCGAAAUUUGCAUCCUUUUUAAGUUCGAAGGGUGGUUAUUAAACAUCGAGAACCCAGUUGAUGACCCAAAACUACUUUUAAGUUUUGUUAAGUAUUUGACGGAUAAAUUACACGUAAAAAUCCCGAAAGGUUAUGUUAUUUGGUACGAUAGUGUAACAACUGAAGGAAAUCUCGAGUGGCAAAAUGAAUUAAACCCGAAAAAUAAAUCGUAUUUUGACGUUUGUGAUGGGAUUUAUCUCAAUUACGCUUGGGAUGAAUUAAAAAUAAAAAAAUCCCGCGAAAUGGCGCUUAAUCGUAACUUCAAUGUUUAUGUGGGGAUUGAUAUUUGGGGUCGUGGAUCUUACGGAGGUGGUUCAUUUAAUGCGUAUCAAGCUGCUAAGGUAAUAAACAACCAUAAAAUGUCCAUGGCUAUUUUUGCGCACGGUUGGGUUCAUGAGAAUAACCCAAAACAACCUGAAUCCGAUUUUUUAAAACGUUAUUAUUCCCGAAGUAGCUUAUUAUGGAAGCUUUUUUGGCCGUACAUGUACACAAGACCCAUCCAAGAACCAUUUUUAACGUUUUUUAGAACGGGAGUCACCACAGAUCAUUAUAAUUUAGAAUUACAAGACGUCCAACCUUCGUUUUUUCCAUCACAUGCACUGACGAAGGAAACUAUUCAUGUGGAUGUCGCGAAAGAUGUUUGUAGGUGCAUUGAGGAACGGUUAAUUGAUGAACAUCGAUGCUUAUUGGUUAUGGAUAAUGAUUUAAAAGAUAGAGUGGUGGUGCAUAGGUUGUUUGCUUUGGAUAUUGAGAUUAAAGGAAAAGUUAGAAUUGAUGCAUAUACCGAUGCUUACAAAGAUUCUAAUUUGGAUUAUGAAGUUGUUGUUUUAUUGAGGGACGCGAAAAAUAGGGAUGAAAAGGUGGUUUGUUCAUCGAAGAUGAUGUUGAAUUUGUCACAUCCAAGAAAUUGGGAGCAUAGAAGAUUUAUUUUGGAUUAUCCCGGAUGUAAAUUAAUGGAAAUAGGUGUGAAAUUAAUAAGUGGAAAUUACCUAAAUAUUUAUGGGUUCGGAGUGGCUCUAGAAUAGGUUAAUAAAACUCAACAAUACAUUUAAAAACAAUUCAAAAAAUAUAUUUAAACAUUUCAUACAUGCGAAGUAACAUAAUUUAAAAAUAAAUACUUCUAUUGGUAAAGCUCUAAUUAAAUA